Molecule: messenger RNA, 1444 nt
Organism: Helianthus annuus (common sunflower)
Lineage: Eukaryota; Viridiplantae; Streptophyta; Magnoliopsida; Asterales; Asteraceae
Product: probable sugar phosphate/phosphate translocator At3g11320
Exons: 4
Coding region: 259-1197 (312 amino acids)
Cellular component (GO): Golgi apparatus
Molecular function (GO): antiporter activity
Source: RefSeq, a predicted model, not a curated record
AUCUCAAACCCCUCUUUCUUCCCUGUGCUUGCUACCAAUCACAACUGACCACCCUCACCGGUCGUCGGUCAUCGCUCCUCGGUCACCGUCACCGGUCUUCCCCAUCAAAACCCCACCACCCCAAUCCACCGUAACGUAAUGCUCCCCAGAUCUCCUUCAGAUCCACUCCUCUAAAUCAACAAUCCAAUCCAAUCGAAUCGAAUCGAAACAAAUUCACCCUGUUCCAAUUCAAUCCAUUCGAUUCGAUCCAAUAACAAAAUGUCGGCAAUCAAACCCGCAACAUCCUCUCGCUUCUUCACCAUCGGUCUCGUAACAUCAUGGUACUCAUCAAACAUCGGGGUUUUACUCCUGAACAAGUAUCUCCUCAGCAACUACGGGUUCAAGUACCCGAUCUUCUUAACCAUGUGCCACAUGACGGCGUGCGCCUUGCUCAGCUACAUCGGGAUCGCGUGGCUGAAAAUGGUGCCGAUGCAGACCAUUCGAUCUCGUGUUCAGUUUUUGAAGAUCUCUGCUCUGAGUUUCAUAUUCUGUGCGUCGGUUGUGAGUGGGAAUAUCUCGUUGAGGUACCUGCCGGUGUCGUUUAAUCAGGCGAUUGGUGCUACGACGCCGUUUUUUACUGCGGUGUUUGCUUAUUUGAUUACGUUGAAGAAGGAGGCGUGGCUUGUUUAUGUUACUCUUGUUCCUGUUGUUACUGGUGUUAUUAUCGCUAGUGGGGGUGAGCCUAGUUUUCAUCUCUUCGGGUUUAUAAUGUGUAUCGGUGCUACUGCUGCAAGAGCUCUAAAAACGGUGGUUCAAGGGAUAUUGCUUUCUUCUGAAGGGGAAAAGUUGAACUCGAUGAAUCUCCUGCUGUACAUGGCUCCUAUUGCUGUUGUACUUCUGCUUCCUGCAACGCUAUACAUGGAAGAAAACGUUGUUGGCAUAACAAUAGCACUCGCUAGACAAGAUUUCGGGAUCGUUUGGCUGUUGCUUUUCAACUCUGCACUCGCGUAUUUCGUAAACUUAACCAAUUUUUUGGUCACUAAACACACCAGCGCUCUUACUCUUCAGGUGUUGGGAAACGCGAAGGGAGCGGUAGCAGUGGUUGUUUCGAUACUCAUCUUUAGAAAUCCGGUUUCUAUAACCGGGAUGGCUGGAUACACGCUCACGGUGAUUGGGGUUGUUCUUUACAGCGAAGCCAAAAAGCGUAGCAACAAGUGAUUGGUUAUAACGUUAAUUAGAAGGUUAGGGUGUCGGUCUCUUGUCUUGAGGCUUGCCAUUUUGCCAUUUAGAUUGAGGACUGUGUGGAGGGAGCUUCACACUUGUAACAGCAAUACGAAAAUAAGUCAUUAGUUUCAUGUGUUUAGGGAUCAUAGUAAAGGAUUGUAGAUUUAAUACCCUUAAAAUUUUAUGUUAUGUUUAAACUUCUUACAGAUUAUUUAUUCAAGACUGCGGUUUUAUUGGUUCU